UUUAUGAACCUCGUGAAACAAACCGCAAUCCUUUCAUUAAAUACGCAUUGUUCAGCAAAACAAAGCUAAUACUAUUUAGUGUAUUUCCAUGCCCCGUUUUUACAUUCUGUUACACUAUGUCAUGUUUAUGUGGAUGAAAGAGCGUUGAUGAAAUGUUUGAUAUAUGAACCGCAACAGAACAGUUGUACGGACAGGUCUGAAAAUUCUCAAGAUAUAAAAUCUUAAGGACUUGGUGAAUCAGAGCAUGAAGACUAAAAGUUCUGCUGUCCAGCAUGACGUCAGGCUUCAUGAGGGUUAAAUCCAGCGCACGCGUUUCCACUCUGACUGGUUAAGCGCCUCCUUUCCUCCAAAGGCAUUUCCUGCCGUCCGCGCUCCAGAAUACACAGCUGUACGCCAGCGGUUAUGGCAUGCUAUGGACCGCUAUUUUAUCUUUCCAUCAUCUUCCAUCUCUUGAGGAUGCAGGUGUGCGCGGUUAACUUCCAACUUCCAAUUGUAUCGCGUUUGGAAAACGGCGUUUCGAGCGGCCUUUCCACAUUUUGAGACUGCAUACGGCACGAGCGUUACUUUGUUUCGGGACGAACGUGAGCGUCGCACAGUUCCAUUCCAUUUAGUAGAUGAUUGACGGUUCCUGAGGUGUGAUCUGAACCCCAUCAAACCCAAACAGAGCCGUUCUAGAUCUGACAUGAAGUCGUUCGGAUACGUCUAGAUCUCCUCCUGCCACGUUUCGGUCUUCGAGGGCUGAAGUUGCGUCUGCAACAGAGGUGGACAGACUGGCCGGCACAAUGAAGGAGGAGAACUUGUUCCGCAGACGGUUCUCUCUCUGUCCCACAGCCACCUCGCCUCCCAAGAUCGACCCGCGUGCGCUGACCCGCAACCUGUCCUAUGGAGGAGACAAUGAACUGUACCCUCUCAGCCCAGGGAAUGAAUCGGAGAGGAACGGUUUGCCCUUACUGAGGGAUGAGGUCAGCCCUGUCCGCUCGCCCAGCAGCACGUCGGAAUCCAGGAUGUUUAUCGCUUUGGAGAAGGAGUCUUCCUCGCCCACGGAGAAGCUGGCAAGGAAAGAAUCGCUUAAGGUUCAGAAGAAGAACUAUCGACAGGAGAAGAAGAGGGUCGCCAAAGAAUUGUUCAGUGCACUUAAGGAUCCAAGUGUGGUUAUUAUGUCCAACUGGCUAAAGAUUCGAGGCACAUUGAAGAGUUGGACGAAAUUAUGGUGCGUCCUGAAGCCCGGCAUUCUCCUGAUAUACAAGACGCCCGGGUCAGACCACUGGGUGGGAACGAUUCUUCUCAACGCCUGCAAACUCAUCGAAAGACCCUCAAAAAAGGACGGAUUCUGCUUCAAACUCUACCAUCCGCUGGACAAGUCCAUAUGGGCCAUGAAGGGCCCUAAAGGCGAAUCUGUGGGCUCCAUCACUCAACCCUUACCUAGUAAUUACCUGAUCUUCAGAGCAGCGUCUGAAUCUGAUGGACGCUGUUGGAUGGACGCUCUGGAGCUGGCUCUCAGCUGCUCCAGCCUGUCGAAGAAGGCGGCGAAGAGCGGCAGGGAUGGAGAUCUGAGCGGCUCUUCCGAGUCCUCACACAUACUGCAGCUGCUGCAGAGCUCGGCUCUCACCGACCAGGACCUGCUGCAUUUGAAUGACUCCAUGUUGGAAAACCAUAUGGAGAAUGAUGCCAACUCGGACAAAUCAGAGAGGGAGGCGCAUGAAGACUCGGACAAUGCAGCCAAUGAGAACGGAGGCAGACUGACGGAGGAGAGUGAUAUGGACCAAUCGGAUGACGUGUGCCUGCAGGCCACGGUGUUUGUUGAAGAAGCCCAUGAAGAGAUGGGAGAGGCUGGCGAGUCGUCACAGGUGGAGACGGUCUCUGAGGAGAAUAAGGGUUUGAUUUGGACUCUCCUGAAGCAGCUGAGGCCAGGGAUGGACCUGUCUAAAGUAGUUUUGCCGACGUUUAUCCUGGAGCCACGUUCAUUUCUGGACAAGCUGUCGGAUUACUACUAUCAUGCCGACCUGCUGUCCCAGGCUGUGAUGGAGGAGAGCCCGUACAGCAGGAUGAAGCAGGUCUUGCGCUGGUAUCUGUCAGGCUUCUACAAGAAACCAAAGGGGCUGAAGAAACCGUACAACCCUAUUCUAGGAGAGAUGUUUCGAUGCUGCUGGCUGCAUCCACAAACAGACAGCUGUACAUUUUACAUCGCAGAGCAGGUUUCUCAUCACCCUCCCGUUUCGGCUUUCUACAUCAGCAAUAGGAAGGACGGAUUCUGCAUUAGUGGAAGUAUUCUGGCCAAAUCCAAGUUUUAUGGGAACUCGCUGUCUGCUAUACUCGAUGGAAAGGCCAGACUCAUGUUUCUCUCACGAGAUGAAGAGUAUAUCAUCACAAUGCCGUACGCUCACUGUAAAGGGAUUCUGUAUGGUACAAUGACAUUAGAACUUGGCGGGAAAAUCACCAUUGAGUGUGAAAAAACACAAUGUUACACAGAACUUGAAUACAAAUUGAAGCCUUUUCUUGGCAGCUCUUGCAACGUUAACCAGAUUUCUGGAAAGAUCCGUAUGGGGGAAGACGUUCUGGCUACAGUAGACGGGCACUGGGACAGUAAAGUGCACCUGACUGAGAAGAGGACGGGCCAGCAGGAGGUGCUGUGGAACCCCGGUCCAGACAUACGCAGACAGCGGCUGAAGAGACAGGUGGUGCAGAUGGACCAGCAGGAGGCGUUCGAGUCUGAGAGGCUGUGGCAGCAUGUGACCAGAGCGAUUAACGAUAAAGACCAGAUGAGAGCCACACAGGAGAAGUUUGUGCUGGAAGAGGCUCAGCGGCAGGAGGCCCGAGAGCGAGCCGAGCGGCCCUGGAACCCACGACUCUUCACCUUCAACACCGACACCAAUGAAUGGCACUACAAAUACGUCGACACUAAGCCGUGGGAUCCGGACCACUGUCUGGUGCAGUUUGAGAAAGACGGCGUCAUCCAGACAAAAGAGAAAUCCCAGCGCCAGCACAGGAACUUCUCUUACAGCCAGAACUGGGCUGCACAGCAGAAGGUGCGGGUGAAUGGCAAACACAGGAAGUCGAGCAGCCAGCCGUCCAGCUGCAGUCAGAACACAGAGAGCAGCAGCAGCACACCAGAACCCAACCAUGAGUCAUCCGACAACGAAGGCUUUAUGAACCAGUGUGCGAGAUGCACAAAAGAAGUGAAGGACAUCGCCCUCAUAGAGGCCUCGGUAGCAGCUAUACAGAAAACACAGCAGGACAUCCAGAGAAACCUGAGUGCACUGGGACGUCAGAUCACGCGGCACAAGAUGGCGGAGGAGAGCAAGUCCUUGAGCGGCCGCCACUGUCUCAUCCUCUGCAUGCUGUUGCUCUUCCAGCUACUCAUCAACUACGUCUUCACUUGAGAUGCUGUCACCUAGCGACCAUCGCCUAGCAAUAAACACAGCCAAACCAUCACCGUCACACAGCCCCUUGAAUGCCCCGUCGCGAUGUUGCUACCGACCGUAGCCGCACCAUCAAGCACUAAGCACUUCAAUUAGAGAGAAAGAGACUCUUGUUUUAAUGAAUAUGACCGAUAAUCAUUUCAGAGUGGAUGUAAAACACUGUACUGCCACUCUCUGUAACUGACGUGUUCCCUCUUUCCUACGUACUUCCCUUUCUCUGCAAUAUAGGUCAUGUAUUUGUGGCAUAUUUGAAUGCAGUUGAAUGGGUUUGUGUGUCUGUGUGCGUGUUUCCCACAAACUCCUCUUCCAUUUAUACACCGGGCCUUAAUACUGAUGCCAAAAAGGGGGAAAAAGAAGCGAAAAGGCAGUGAAGUCCACCAGUGCAAUUUUAUUAUGCUUUCAAGUGAACGUCUGACCACACAAAUUUGCUUGUUUUAUUAUUUAACCAAAACAGUGUUUCUGUAUAGAACAAUACAAAGAAGAGUAAAUGUUUACAAACUUGAUUGUACACAAAGGAAACAAUGCUCUGACACCAAAUGCGUCGUGUAGAUUUAGAUGAAGUUAACAGAAUUGGCGAAAGCACUACGAUAACAGAAUGAACAAUCAGCCAUAAGACUAUGGCAAGCCAAUUUAACAUUUAAUCCUUAAAACAUACUAGUAUCCUGUUCCAUACAACUAGUACUUAUUUUUAGCUACUAGUAUGUAUUCCAUUAAGUACUGGUUCUUAUUCAUUAGCUACUAGUUCUUACUCAUUAGCUAUUCGUUUUUAUUCAUUAGCUACUAGUUCUUCACUAGGCCUCCUUUCAUUCACAUAUCAACUAUUUAGUUCCGACUAGUAUGUAUUACAAUAGUGAGUAGUGUAUUUUUAAAUGUUACUAGUAAGUAUUCGUUAGAUACUAGUACAUAUUUAUUGACUACUAGUAUUUUUCAUUAGAUACAAGGGCCUAAAUAGGUACCAGUAUCUAAUAAAAAAAGUAUGCAUACAUUCAUUAGUUACUUCAUUAGUUGUAUUUUAGACUCUAGUGUCUUUUUUUACUUGUCUGAUGUUAUGACUAGUCAGAAUUGCCACUGUAGAGUUCAAUUAAAAAUCUUACUUGUAACAUUUGUUAUAAGUACUAGUAUCUAAUGAAUAAGUACUGGUAUCUGUUUAAUAGGCGCACGUAUCUAAUGAAUACGUAUCAGUAGCCAAUCAAUAAGUGCUAGUAUAUAAUGAAUAAUGUAAUAAUAGGUACUAGUAUUUAAAAAAAUAAGUACAACGAGUACUAGUACCUAAUGAAUAACUACUAGUAUAUAAAAAGUACUAGUAACAAUUCUUAUCUUACAAGUCACAAUUCCUUUUUAUUCAUCUUAUGUUAUGGCCACUGUAGACUUCAAUUAAAAAUCUUACUAGUAACAUUUAGAAUAAGUACUAGUAUCUAAUAAAUGUGUACUAGUAUCUGUUGAGUAAGUACUAGUAGCAUGCAAAUAGAUACUAGUAUGUUGUAAGAAUUAAAUGUUAAAGCGGCUUGCCAUAAUAAGAAUAUUCAUAUUCAUGACUGUUUGUUGGGCAUUGGGUAGGUCAGUCACAAUAGGGACACGUGAGGCCUUCUGGGAAGUUCAAGUUCAUUGAAGUUGCUUGCAUUAAGUGCGAUAUGUUCAAUAACGAAGGUGUGACUGAUUAAUCGAAAGUGUGUAUAUUUGUUUGGAACAAUUGAAUUUGAGAAUGUAUUUAUUUGAUCAUUUCACUAUUUGUUUUAUAUAUAAUCUAACUGUUUUUAAGAACACAUUCAUUCAGGUUUUCUGGGAGCAAGUACAGUUGAGCAUCAAAUUUCUUUCUCUUCCUGAAGUUUUUUUGUUGUGAAGUUUGAGUGACUCCUUGAGCGGAAAUAUUAAGGUCAAAGUACAAAACUUCCAAUGCAGGAUUCAUAUAGGAAAGUUGUGCUUGAAUGAUGCUUGCGCUCCUGAGCCAUAGUUCAACCCAUUGAAAUUUAAAAUGAUUUUUCAUUUACUUUUUUCCUUUUUUACAGAGCACAGUACAAUGUUAUCUUGUCUGACAACUGAAAUGAAUGAGAUGUCAAUGGCUCACUGUUUGUUAAUGAUUGUUGCAAUUACAGCACCACAGUAAAGUUUUACAUUUCGA
This is a messenger RNA of Onychostoma macrolepis, 5538 nucleotides long. RefSeq names its product oxysterol binding protein-like 5 (gene osbpl5). Gene Ontology annotation, molecular function: sterol binding. The transcript is spliced from 22 exons. Gene Ontology annotation, biological process: phospholipid transport. Lineage: Eukaryota; Metazoa; Chordata; Actinopteri; Cypriniformes; Cyprinidae. The record is from RefSeq and is a predicted model, not a curated record. Gene Ontology annotation, cellular component: intracellular membrane-bounded organelle; cytosol; membrane. The coding region runs from base 783 to 3380 and encodes 865 amino acids.